Messenger RNA from Cucurbitaria berberidis CBS 394.84, 1050 nucleotides. RefSeq names its product NAD(P)-binding protein. Lineage: Eukaryota; Fungi; Ascomycota; Dothideomycetes; Pleosporales; Cucurbitariaceae. Gene Ontology annotation, cellular component: intracellular anatomical structure. The coding region runs from base 370 to 831 and encodes 153 amino acids. The transcript has a single exon. The record is from RefSeq and is a predicted model, not a curated record. Gene Ontology annotation, molecular function: oxidoreductase activity, acting on NAD(P)H, oxygen as acceptor.
UUAACGUGUACAUAGGGGGCGGACGUGGACUAGGUCUCUGCAUGGCCGAAGGGCUUGUGGAAGCGGGCGGCAUGGUCCAUUGCCUCGAUCGAUUGCCCGAGCCGAACGAGGCUUUCGCAGAAGCUAAAGCACGCGUACAGAAUGAGUGCGGCGGUGGCCUGGCAUACCACCAAGUCGAUGUUACGCACAACGACGAGCUAGAAAAGUGCAUUGCCAACAUUGCAGCCGAGAAGCAAAGAUUGGACGGCUUGAUUGCUGGUACGUGAACUGUUCCAGUAGAAAGCGAGCACCUAGGGCUGAUGCGCCGUCCCCGCAGCGGCUGGGAUCCAGCAAGUGACGUCUGCUCUUGAUUUCAAGAAGGAAGAUAUUAUGAAGUUGAUAGAGGUAAACUACAUAGGCGUAUUUCUCUCUGCGCGUGCCUGCGCCCGUCAAAUGUACAAAUACAAGGUCCAGGGCUCGAUAUGUUUGAUCGCCUCGAUGAGCGGAACGAUUGCAAACCGUGGUUUCAUCUCGCCAGUAUACAACUCGUCCAAAGCUGCCGUCGUUCAACUGGGGCGUAAUCUGGCCAUGGAAUGGGGUAGAGAGAAUCCAGACGGUUCAGGCGGCAUUCGAGUCAACACGCUAAGCCCUGGACAUAUCGUAACGCCCAUGGUGGAAGAGAACUUUAGGAGGGGCGAGGCUAACCGAGAGGAAUGGGAGAACAACAGCAUGCUUGGGAGACUAAGCACCCCGGACGAGUAUAAGGCCGCAGGGCUGUUUCUGCUGAGUCGGGCGAGUAGCUACAUGACUGGCCAUGACAUGAAGAUUGAUGGCGGCACCACGGCGUGGUGAGAUGUUGGGCUUCUUUUCGUAAUACCCAUGGACAAAUGUACCUUAGCGACAUUACUGACGUUCGUUUGAUCCAACGACUUAUGAUACAGUGGACCUCUGCUGUUUCUCUUAUCCUGCUGUUCUCGGUCGGGGUUUCUGGUUGUUUGCCGCGUUUAGAUCACGUUCGUUGGGUGUUAAUGUACCCAUCAAACUCGAGUCUUGAACAAGCACCCAAAACUG